AUGUCUAUAUCCGCCGUCAAGGCCGGGUUGUGUCUCGUCCUGCCUCUUGUAUCAGGGCUUUCUUUCACAGCGCCAGAGCCAACGCUCAGCGCCGUCGUCUCGAGUAAUCCACCACCACCAGGCCCCCAAACGACACCACCGCCAGUCCCGAAGCGUCGUCGAGAUGAGGCUACGACCGAUACAUACAGGGUGACGGAUGAGCCUAACAUGUGCGGAUGGGAAGACGCCGUGUACGACAAUGGCAUUACGUGCGGCGUCGGACAGACCUGCGGCUUCCAGCGGCCAAACGAGAAGUACCCCGGCAUGCUAGCCUGUUGUGACGAAGGCAUGAAGAACUGCGACUUCUACAGCACAUGCAUCAACUUCAGCGAAGUAUCCGCAACGCCCUCUCUCACCGACACGCGGCAGCCCUUCGCCCUGUACUGCACCGAGUCCGCCUCCCCUGCCUGCAUGACCUGGUACUACGACGCAAUCAGCGUCACCGACUUCGGGUGCUCGGAGGACGCCGGCGGCGUCGACAUGUACACAUGGGCGACAGACCCGACAACCACUUCCGGCACGGUCGACGAAUACUCGUUAUACCUGACGCCAAUCGGCACGGAGGCAGUCGACUCCUACAAGGCGACCUUUAGUUCCAUGUACGACCACAAGAAAGCCACCAACGGGCCCAGCGCUACUCCCACGCCGUCGUCCGACGCAAACGCCGACUCGGGCUCCGAGAGCAGUAACACUGGCGCCAUUGCCGGCGGCGUUGUCGGCGGUGUUGCCGGCAUUGCCCUUAUCGGUGCUGCAGGCUUUUUUAUAGGAAAGAAGAUGAGCAAGAAGAAGGCCGCCGGGGCAGGAGGUACUGCUGGCGACGAUAGCAAAGGAUCCUACAGCACCGUCCCGGAUGCACAUUCCCCCAACCCAGGUACUGAGCCCAGCUCAGGUACCGAGACGCACUUCCCGUCUGAGAUGGGGACCGGCGAGCCGUCGCAGGAACUGGCUGAGAUUCCCGGGAGUACGCCUGCUGAUAGAGUGUAUGAGAUGCAGGGCACGGCGGUAAAGGACACGACGGUGAACGAUACAGCCGGGAAGAACUUCGUAUCAGAGCUGCCAGCGGAUUCUGAAUUCCCUGCUAAAAAGUGA
Molecule: messenger RNA, 1128 nt
Organism: Aspergillus puulaauensis
Lineage: Eukaryota; Fungi; Ascomycota; Eurotiomycetes; Eurotiales; Aspergillaceae
Exons: 2
Coding region: 1-1128 (375 amino acids)
Source: RefSeq, a predicted model, not a curated record